Messenger RNA from Durio zibethinus, 2326 nucleotides. NCBI's taxonomy places the organism in Eukaryota, Viridiplantae, Streptophyta, Magnoliopsida, Malvales, Malvaceae. The record is from RefSeq and is a predicted model, not a curated record.
UUCUCCGCAAAUUUUGUUCCAAAGUAGAAGGAAAAGGGAGAGAGAGAGAGAGAGAGAGAGAGAGAGAGAGAGAGAGAGAGAGAGAGAGGGAUUUACGGAAUCGAUGGCGAUUAUCUCCUCGAGACGUGGAGUGUUUGGAUGCGUUUAUUAUUUGGUGUUGAUACUGUUACACGCGAGGAUAUGCAUAGCGGCGAGAUCUGAUAAGGAAAUCCGAGAAAGGUUUUAUGGUAACCUUGCGAAUUCGUCGUCGACGGGUACCGGAGAAGGGAGUAUUGCCAAAAUGUUCGAUCGGGUUCUUGAGAAAGAGUUCUCCGAAAAUGAUCAACCUGAAGAAUCUGAUGCAAGCAGUUUCAAUACUAGUGUAGCUGAUCAGCAAGCUGUACUUGAGACUGUAGCUAAAAUCACUCAUGAGAAGGGGAAGAGAAAUGAUACUCAAGAGGCAAAUGGCACAAGUUCAUUCCAGAUUCAAGAUGUUUUUCCCCUGGAAAAAGAAGAUUCGGAUGAGACAACGGCCUUGAUUGACAAAAAGGUGGACCAUAAUGUCUUUGUAAUCUCAAAUAAAAAAUCCAAGUAUCCAGUACUCCAAGUUGAUUUGAGAUUGAUAUCAGAUUUGGUGGUUGUCAUAGUCUCUGCUGCCAUUGGUGGUAUUAUCUUUUCAUGUCUGGGGCAACCGGUUAUUGUGGGAUAUCUUCUAGCGGGUUCACUGAUUGGACCAGGAGGUUUGAAAUUCAUUAGUGAAAUGGUUGAAACUGUUGCACAGUUUGGUGUUGUCUUUCUUCUUUUGGCUCUUGGGCUAGAGUUUUCUUUGGCAAAGUUAAAAGUUGUGGGGGCAGUUGCUGUCUUUGGGGGACUACUUCAAAUUGUGAUAUUUUUGUUCUUGUUUGGCAUAAUUGCAGUGUUAUGUGGAGCAAAAUUGUCUGAGGGUGUAUUUGUUGGCUCCUUCCUCUUAAUGUCAUCAACUGCAAUUGUUGUGAAGUUUUUAGUUGAACAGAGUAGCACUAAUGCUCUCCAUGGUCAAGUUACUGUUGGGACUCUAAUUUUUCAGGAUUGUGCUGUUGGCUUGUUAUUUGCUUUGCUCCCAGUUUUGGGUGGUAGCAGUGGCUUACUACCUGGGAUGAUUUCAAUAGGAAAGCUGAUGCUGGUAUUAUCGAUAUAUCUUACUGUUGCAUCUGUAUUGUCUUGGUCGUUUGUUCCUUGCUUCCUAAAGUUAAUGAUACAGAUAUCAUCUCAAACAAAUGAACUUUAUCAGCUUGCUGCUGUGGCUUUCUGCUUAUUGUCUGCUUGUUGCAGUGAUAAGCUGGGUCUCAGCCUUGAGUUGGGUUCAUUUGUUGCUGGAGUUAUGAUAUCUACUACUGACUUUGCACAGCAUACUUUAGACCAGGUGGAACCAAUUCGCAAUCUAUUUUCUGCACUCUUCCUUUCUGGUAUUGGGAUGCUCAUACAUGUACGUUUUCUGUGGAACCAUGUGGAUAUAUUAUUGGCAGCUGUUAUUCUAGUUAUUGUUGUUAAGACAGCUGUUGCUGCUGUGGUCAUUAAGGCUUUCGGAUAUAGUUUCAGGACAUCUUUCCAUGUUGGAGUGUUGCUUGCUCAAAUUGGAGAAUUUGCUUUUGUUCUUCUAAGUCGCGCCUCAAAUCUUCACCUUGUUGAGGGAAAGAUGUAUCUUCUUCUUCUUGGAACAACAGCUCUUAGUCUGGUGACAACUCCUCUUUUGUUCAAAUUGAUUCCUAAUGUGAUGAACUUGGGUGUUCUUUUGCAAUGGUUUCCCUCAGAGAGCAGCUCACAAAAUGAGGAGAAAGGUUCCAUCAUUGAAGCACAUAACAGAUUAUUGUGACCUACCAUGUUAUGGUCGUCAGUUUAUACUGGUGUUACACCAUAGAGCUUAGUCAUCUGCAAGUAUUUAGGGUUUAAUAGCACUACCAAUAUCAUUGUUGGGGUUUCUGACAACACUUCACGGUGUCGGUUCCAUUGGAAGUCAGCUGAAAGUUCUCUUGUACAUUUAUAUAUAUUCUUUAUUAUUCUUUGUAUAUGAUUUUGUAUUUUGACCACUCACGAGUUCAAUCUAAUCCUUGUGUCAUGCUGUGAGUUGCAACCCCUAUACACAAAUUACUGCUGGAGGGUUACUCGAGCUCGACAAAAAUGAGUUACAGUCGAUUAUAAUUUACAAAAGAUGUCUCCUUUUGUGACAAAUUUAUGAAUCUGUGCUGUACCCAGCUACAUAUUUCGAUUGUACAAAUUAUAAUAGGGGUGAUUUGUUAUUAGAAUGUUUGGAUUUUUUUUGAGAUUUAAUCUUCAGCAAUGUCAAAUAUAAAAAAAAAAAAAUCUACAU